Messenger RNA from Aphis gossypii (cotton aphid), 2125 nucleotides. RefSeq lists its product as uncharacterized. The coding region runs from base 128 to 1981 and encodes 617 amino acids. Lineage: Eukaryota; Metazoa; Arthropoda; Insecta; Hemiptera; Aphididae. The transcript is spliced from 3 exons. The record is from RefSeq and is a predicted model, not a curated record.
UAGGUGCGGAGGUGGUGGCAGUGAAAGAAGUCAAGGCUGAAGAUUAUAAAAGGGGGUUGAUGACGAGCUACACGCAUCAGUAUAAUUAUUUCAUUCAAACAGCAGGGUUCUGUCUGCGGUUUCAACAAUGAGAAAGAUGGAGUUGCCGUUAAAGAAUGUCGUACAGAUAUUUGUACUCAUUGCGGUUAUGACUAGAGUAGAUUCAACUAGAACACCAGGAAUAAGGGGAAUAUCCAAAAUACACGAGAUUCCACAAUACCGUUUUCACUACUAUGUACAAGAUGAUAAAACUGUAGGGGACUACAAACCACCACAAGAAGAAAACAAGAAUGGAGAAAAAGUUGGUCCAUUUAAUAAUAUAGCCGAUUCCAAUGGAGAUAUGCGAAUUGUUAAUUACCGUGUUGAUAAAUCUAAUGGGUUACAAACUGAUAUUAGUACCGAUGUUGGUGCUUCACCAUUAAAAAUAUCUUUAAAUAAUCCUGUAUAUAAUACACAAGCUGAUGUUUCAAAGGAAUUAACUGUGUCUUCAGAAGCAUCACCAAUAGUUGUAGAACCCAUAAAUAUACAAGAACAAAAAUCGUCAAAACCAAUCGAAAUGGAUUCCAAAGACGAAUAUAAUUUAACAGAUAGCACUGAUAAAGCUACUACGCUAAUUGAACUUAUGAACACAAACCAAACAGAAGACCGUAAAGAUGAUAUAAAAGAUGAACAAGUAACGGAUCAAGUAUUAAUUCAAGACGAAGGAAUUACAAUUAAACAAACAGAAUUUACAAUUCCUUUUAAAAAACCAAAUCCAGUAAGUACAGAUGAUUUCAAAUACAAUGACGAUGAAGCUAUAAAAAAAGAUAUUGUUAAAAUGAUACAAAAUAUUAAUGGAGAUCAUGAGCAAUCUGAUCUUCAGUUAAAUUCUAAGAGUACAUUAUCUGAUAAACCAUUAAAAGUAGUUGAAACAGAUUCUAUUGAAAUGGAACAACAGGAAAGUUAUCAACCAAGUCAUGGACAUUCAAAAUUCAAAAGCCAACAAUUAUCAAACAAGCCAUUGAGGUUAGUUGGAUAUAAUCCAUCAAUUUUUGGAUUAUUAUAUGAUACACAAGUUAAUUAUAAUCGCCCGUCACAAAUUCAACAACCACCAAAUAACCAAGGUUAUUUAGCGGGAUUCGGAACACAUGGAGAUAUUAAACAACAUACAUAUGAUAAUUCAGGAGUUUAUUAUUCUCAACCAAGUUCAACCUCUCCUCAACCAGGAAAUUACAAAGGAAAUAAGAAGUCUAAUCUUCCAAUACAAACACAACCACUUUAUUACUACGAUCCAAAUUCAAUGGUUAUGUUACCAGUAUACACCAAUAUGAUCCAAAAUGAUUAUUCAAUAACAGAAACUAAGCCUCAACCAACUCAACCACAAGCAGAUUCUGGUAAAAGUGGUUUUAAUUUAAUGCAAAUAUUAAGUGGAGGAAGUUUUUACAAGGGUUCAGAACAAGCAGAAAGUUCCCAACAAAUGGCAGUAAAAGACUCAAUAAAAUCAGAAUAUAAUAAAUUUGAAAAAUCAAAACCAGUAGAAAAACAUGACAAAUCCAAACCAUUAGAAACACGUGACAAACCUAAACCAUUAGAAACUCAAGACAAAUUAAAACCACCACAAACAUUGAUGUUUUAUUUGAAUCCAGGCGAACCACCAAUAGAUUUAAAAUCACUCACAUCAAGCCCUAACAUGCACUUAACAUUUGACCAACAACCACAAUCUGACUGUAAUGGAAAAACACUUAAGACCACCCCAACAGUUAAAUCAAACAAGCCACUUCAACCUAUACCACUUUGUUCAGAUUGUGUGCCAGCUUUAGGGAUUAUGGGUUUACCAAGUACAAAAUCAGCUGUUGUUCAACAAAAGAAAUCUAUCGCUACACCCCAGGUGAUGCCAAUUUGGAAUGGACAAACUGUUUCAAAAUUGAAUUACUUAAUUCUGCCCACUCCAAUAAAUAAAUAGUAAUCAAAACUAGUAAAGUAAUAGGUAAUUAAUUAAUUACCAAAGUAAUAAUAUAUAAUGUAAAAAAUGACUGGUUAACACUUUAAAAUUAUAAUUUUAUAACAUACCUAAGUUUAAUUUAAUAAAUAAAUAAUAAUAUUUAAA